Adineta ricciae is the source of this 423-nucleotide messenger RNA. The record is from the annotation of a GenBank genome assembly. NCBI's taxonomy places the organism in Eukaryota, Metazoa, Rotifera, Eurotatoria, Adinetida, Adinetidae.
AUGUUGAUGACUAUGUACUUAACCAAUUGGGCGUUUCGUCGUGUGCUUUCAACCAACGACACGAUUAUACAUAUGUCUCCAUUGAGUUACAAUAGUUGUGGUUGUUAUUCACUUGAAUCAAUAUUUCACACAACAUUACAAUGUUUCUACAAUCAACAAUGUACUGAUUCAACAAACGCAUUUAAGUCAAUAAAAAUGUCAUUCUUGAGCCGAAGUCGCUUCACAAUAAAUCAAACAAUUGAAUCACUUGUCAAUGAACUGAUGACAGAAGAAGUGAAAUAUGAUAUAGAUUAUCGAAAUUAUUUUGAUGGAUGUUCACCAUCGUUGUGUAUCUAUUCCUACAUUGAUGAGGCUAAUGUUAUCGAAGGAGUAACAAAAUUGAUCGGUUGGUAUGGCAGUUUGGUGAGAUUAUUUGUCGAAUAA